AUGGACUCUUCCGAAUUCCGUGCCGCGGCCCAAGAGGUCGUGGAAGACAUCACAAAAUACUACGACACAAUCGCCUCCCAGGAGAAAGUUCUCCCCUCCGUAACCCCGGGCUACCUCCGCCCCCUCCUCCCGCCCUCCGCCCCGGAGGCACCGGAGUCAUGGGCCGACAUCCACGCCGACCUGCAAUCCCACAUCGUCCCGGGCAUCACCCAUUGGCAAUCCCCUUCAUUCCACGCCUUCUUCCCCUGCUCCUCCUCCUACCCGGCCAUGCUCGCCGAGCUCUACUCCAACGCCUUCAACGGCGCCCACUUCAACUGGAUCUGCUCCCCCGCCGUCACUGAGCUGGAGACCAUCGUCCUCGACUGGCUCGCCCAGCUCUUGGCCCUCCCCGCGUGCUACCUUUCCACCGCCCCGACCCGCGGAGGCGGCGUCCUCCACGGAACCGCCUCCGAGGCCAUCCUGACCGUCAUGGUCGCCGCCCGAGACAAGUUCCUCCGCGAAGCAACCGCCCACCUCCCCGCGGACUCGGAGGAGAAGGAGGAGGAGACCUGGCGCCUGCGCUCCAAGCUCGUCGCGCUCGGCUCCGAGGCAGCCCACUCGUCCACCAAGAAGGCCGCCCAAGUCCUCGGCGUGCGUUUCGCCACCGUCCCGGCCCCGGCCUCCGCCGGCUACGCCAUGUCCGGCCCCGCACUGCAAUCCACCGUCGCCGCCCUCCGCGCCAAGGGCCUCGAGCCCUUCUACCUCACCGCCACCCUCGGCACCACCGACACCUGCGCCAUCGACGACUUCCCCGGCAUCCGCGACGUGCUCUCCGCGGACGGCGACGGCGACGACAAGAUCUGGGUACACGUCGACGCGGCCUACGCCGGCUCCGCCCUCAUGCUCCCGGAGAACCAGCACCACACGGCAUCCUUCGAGGCCUUCCACUCCUUCAACGUGAACCCGCACAAGUGGAUGCUCACAAACUUCGACUGCUCCGCCCUCUGGGUCCGCGACCGCGCGUGGCUCGUCGAGUCGCUGAGCAUCAAGCCCGCCUACCUGCGCAACCAGUUCUCCGAGGCCGGCCUCGUCACGGACUACCGAGACUGGCAGAUCCCGCUCGGCAGGCGCUUCAGGAGUCUGAAGCUGUGGUUCGUGCUGCGCGCCUACGGCGCCAGCGGCAUCCGCGCGCACCUGACGAGGGGCAUCAAGCAAGGCGAGAACUUCGCCGAGAUGCUCCAGGGCCGCCCCGACCUGUUUGAGAUCAUCACGGGGCCCAGGUUCGCGCUGGUGGUGUUCGAGUGCGUCGGCAAACAGGGCGCGAGCAGGGAGGAGCGGAACAAGAUCACCGAGGCCGUCUUGGAGGAGAUCAACGGCAAGGGCGAGAUUUACCUCACGCCCACGGUGCUUCACGGCACGUACGGUAUUCGGUUGUGCACAGGUAGCAGUCAGGUUAUUGAGGAGGUGCAUGUUAAGAAGGCGUUCGACAUUCUGGUCGCGGCGACCGAAAGGCAACUUGCUGGACAACAAUAG
Colletotrichum truncatum is the source of this 1512-nucleotide messenger RNA. Its product is annotated as aromatic-l-amino-acid decarboxylase. Lineage: Eukaryota; Fungi; Ascomycota; Sordariomycetes; Glomerellales; Glomerellaceae. The record is from RefSeq and is a predicted model, not a curated record. Gene Ontology annotation, cellular component: cytoplasm. Gene Ontology annotation, molecular function: carboxy-lyase activity; pyridoxal phosphate binding. Gene Ontology annotation, biological process: amino acid metabolic process.